Messenger RNA from Arvicanthis niloticus (Nile rat), 4287 nucleotides. RefSeq names its product treacle ribosome biogenesis factor 1 (gene Tcof1). Gene Ontology annotation, molecular function: RNA binding; scaffold protein binding. Gene Ontology annotation, cellular component: nucleolus. NCBI's taxonomy places the organism in Eukaryota, Metazoa, Chordata, Mammalia, Rodentia, Muridae. The record is from RefSeq and is a predicted model, not a curated record. Gene Ontology annotation, biological process: nucleolar large rRNA transcription by RNA polymerase I.
GAGGAGCAUGAGGUUCUAGGGCGCGAGGGAAGCGGCUAGCGGGGGCGAGGGGGCGUGCACGUGAAUAGUCUGGCCGGAUCUCUGGCAUGGCCGAGGCCAGGAAGCGGCGGGAGCUGCUUCCCCUCAUUUACCAUCAUCUGUUGCAAGCAGGCUACGUCCGCGCGGCGCGGGAAGUGAAGGAGCAGAGCGGCCAGAAGAGUUUCCUGACUCAGCCUGUCACCCUUCUGGACAUUUAUACACACUGGCAACAGACCUCAGAGCUUGGCCAGAAGCAGAAGGUAGAGGAUGAUGAGACACUGCAAGCUAAGAAGUCUCGAGUGUCAGACCCCAUUAGUAGCUCAGAGAGCUCGGAGGAGGAGGAAGAAGAAACAGAAACCGAAACUGCCAAAGCCACCCCAAAACCAACUCCUGCCAAUUCUGCAGCCGCAGCUUUGCCAUCGAACGUGAAAGAAAAGGCAAAGACCAAGACAGCCAACAAGACAGUGAACUCUGUGCUGCACCCUGCGUCCGGAAAGACAGUGGUCCACCUGCUCUCUGGGAAGUCACCUAAGAAGUCAGCAGAGCCCUUGGCAAACACUGUCUUGGCCUCAGAAACUGAGGAGGAGGGCAGUGCCCAAGUCCUUGGAUCUACUGCCAAACCUGGAACGGUGUCAACGGGCCAAGCCAGCAGUUCCAGUGAAGAUACCUCCAGCUCAAGUGAUGAGACAGAUGUGGAGGUGAAACCCUCAGCAAAACCACCCCAGGCCAAAGCUGUAGCAGCCCCUGCCAAGGAUCCCCCAGCAAGAACAGCCCCAGGCCCUACCAAGUUAGGGAAUGUGACGCCCACACCGACUAAACCAGCAAGGGCUGCAGCAGCUGCAGGAGAGUCCGAGAGCAGUGAGGAGGACUCGGAGGAGAGCGAGGACGAGGCCCCUGCUGCUCUGCCCAGCCAGGUAAAGGCGCCUGGAAAAGGUCUUCCUGUCAGAGCCAGCUCGGUGUCUGCCAAGGGGAUCUCUGGAAAAGGGCCCAUCUCAGCAACCCCAGGGAAGACUGGGUCCAUAGCCACCCAGGCCAAGGCAGGAAGGCCAGAAAAGGAUAUGGAAACCAGCAGCGAGGAUGAUUCUGACAGUGAGGAUGAGAUGCCAGUCGUUGUGACCACUCCUCAGGCAAGGCCUUCUGGGAAGAGCCCUCAGGUCAGAGGUACCUCAGCCCCUGGCAAGGAGUCAUCCCAGAAAGGGGCUCCUGCAGCCACCCCUGGGAAGGCAGGGCCUGUGGCAACCCAGGCCCAGGCAGGGAAGCUGGAGGCCAGGAGCAGUGAGGAGUCAGAAAGCGACAGUGGGGAGACACCAGCGGCUGGAACUUUGACCACGAGUCCUGCCAAGGUGAAACCUUUGGGGAAAAGCCCCCAGGUCAGACCUGUUUCCACUGUAAGCCCUGGGUCAUCGGGAAAAGGCGCCAACCUGCCUUGCCCUGGGAAGGUGGGGUCAGCAGCUCUCAAGGUCCAAAUGGGAAAGGAAGACAAGAAGGACUCAGAGAGCAGCAGUGAGGAGUCAGACAGUGACGGGGCUGUGAGCCCAGCCAAGGCAAAGCCCCCAGGGAGAAAGGCCACCCCUGCACUCCCUCAGAAGGCGGGGCCUGUGGCCACCCAGGUCAAGACUGACAGAGGCAAAGACCACUCAGAGAGCAGUGAGGAGUCGACUGACAGCGAAGAGGAGGCAGCACCAGCAGCCUCUGCUGCUCCGGCCAGACCAGGUCUGGAAAAGCAGAUGAAAGCUUCCCCUAGGAAAGGCACAUCUGCUUCGGCUACAGGAGCGAGCAUCUCGCCCCAUUGUAAGACAGGAACGAUGACCUCUUCAGCCAGCCUGUCAUCCCUCGCUCCGGCCAAGGGCACCCAGACACCAGAUGUGGACUCUUCUAGUGAGUGGGAGUCAGAAGGAGCUGCUCCCGCCACCCCCAAGGUACAGGAGAAGUCUGGGGGCAAGGGCCUCCAAGGGAAAGCUGCCUCAGGACAAGGGAUGGCCCCGGUGCACACUCAGAAGACAGGGCCUUCAGUUACCCAGGUCAAAGCGAUGGCUCAGGAAGACUCGGAGAGCAGCGAGGAGGAAUCCAGCAGCGAGGAAGAGGAUGAGACCCCAGCACAGGCCACACCCUUGGGGAGGCUUCCUCAGGCCAAAGCCAACCCACCUCCCAGUAAGACACCUGCAGCGUCUGCAUCUGGAAAAGUGACCGCCGUGGUUGUUCCACCCAAGGGAAAACCACCUGCGAGUACUGUUCAGAACAGCACCAUCUCUGCAAGGGGCCAGCAGUCUGUGCCAGCCUCAGGAAAAGCAGGGGCCCCAGCAACCCAAGCACAGAAGGGGCCUGUGGUUGGCGCAGGGGAGGACUCAGAGAGCAGCAGUGAAGAGGAGUCUGACAGUGAAGAAGAGACGCCAGCCCAGAUAAAACCUGUGGGGAAGACCUCUCAGGUCAGAGCUGCCGCAGCCCCUACCAAGGAGUCUCCUAAAAAAGGAGCCCAUCCAAGAACCUCCAGGAAGACAGGGCCUCCAGCUACCCAGGCCCAGACGGGGAAGACUGAGGACUCAGAGAGCAGCAGUGAGGAAUCUGACAGUGAUGGAGAGAUGCCGUCAGCCAUCAUCCCAGCCCAGGAUGGUAUCUCCCAACCUACCAGAAGCAAAGCCUCAGGCCCAGCACCCCCAGAGAAGAGUGUAGAAGGGUCCUCAGAAAGCAGCGAUGAGGACCUGCCAUCUGCCCAGGCAAUUAAAUCUCCUCCAGUUUCUGUCAAUCCUGCUCGUGGUCCAGCUGUCCCAGCUCCCACCCCAGGACAAGUCCAGGCCGUGAACACCAGGAAGGCCCAGGCCUCAGGCGGCACUGCCCAGAGCUCCUCCUCUGAGAGUGAGGACGAGGACAUGAUUCCUGCCUCGCAACCCUCCACCCAUGCCAUCAGAACCAAUGUGUCAACUCCUGCAGCCCUCCCACGAACAGCCCCCCAACCCAGCAAGAGUGAGCAGUCUAGUCGGAUGCCAAAAGACAAGAAACCAAAGGCAGCGUCCACUCAGAUCAGCAGUGCAGUGGAAACACUGCCCGUGACACCUCCCCAGAGCACGCCUGUCCAGCCCAAAGCUACCAACAAGCUCGGGAAACCCAAACUUCCUGAAAAGCAACAGCUUACCCCAGGCUAUCCCAAAGCCCCCAAGAGCUCAGAGGACAGCAGUGACACCUCUUCAGAGAGCGAGGAGGAUGGCAAGAGACCCCAGAUGUCCAAGUCGGCCCACAGGCUAGAUCCAGAGCCUUCCCAGAAGGAAAUUGUGGUAGAGGAGACCCCCACAGAAUCCAGCGAAGAUGAGAUGGUGGCCCCCUCACAGUCUCUCCUCUCAGGUUACGUGACUCCCGGCUUGACCGUGGCUAAUUCCCAGCCUUCAAAAUCCACUCCUAGGCCAGACUCCAACCCCUUGGUUUCCUCUGCUCCAGCCACCAAAGAUAACCCGGACGGCAAGCAGAAAUCAAAAUCCCAGCACUCAGCAGACACCACUGUCCCUAAAACCGGUAAGAAAAAGGCCUCCUCAGGCCCCACACCUGAAAAGCCCAAGAAACCCAAGAAGAACACCUUGAGCUCCACAGCCCCCGCACAGACUCUGCCGAACAGCAUCACCCAGCGCCUCCUGGAGCAGCCCUGGCCCCUGAGCGAGGCGCAGGUGCAGGCCUCUGUGAUGAAGGUCCUGACAGAGCUGCUGGAGCAGGAAAGGCAGAAGGUCACAGAGGCCAUCAAGGAGAGUGGGAAGAAGGGCCAGAAGCGAAAGCUAUCGGGGGACCAGCUAGAAGCUGGGACACCAAAGAGCAAGAAGAAGAAGAAGAAGCAGCUGGUGGCUGGGGCAAGUGCUAUUUCCCCAGAAAAGACCCCCAGGACUUCCAAGGCAAAAUCAAAGCUAGACAAAGGGAGUGCUGGUGGCAAGGAGAAGGGGUCCCCUGGCCCCCAAGGAGCCAAGGAGACGCCCAAAGGUGACCUGGGGAUGAAGCUUGAGAGUGGAGAGCAGAGCAUCCCGAAGGACAGGAAAGAAAAGAAGAAAUCCAGUAAGAAAAAAAAAGACAAGGAAAAAAAGGAAAAGAAAAAAGGAAAAAAGACCCCAGCCAAAGACCCUGCCUCACCGGUCCCGAAGAAGAAAAAGAAGAAGAAAAAGACAACCGAGCCUGCUGUGUGAGGGCCAGCGCAUAGAACAGAGUCUUGGCAGAGUGUGACUGUCCCCGGGCCUCUGACCUCUGGCCAGUGUGAAUUGGGACUGGACUUUUUAACUUGCCCUCCCUCAACAAGAU